AUGGAUCCUGUUUAUCUGGCUGCGGCCAGCCCACUGACAAAAACAUCAGCUUCAAACCCGCCAGUUCCUUGGAUACUGCAUCCGAUCGAGAUCCCAUCACGGCCUCUCACCAGACCUCCAGCCGUGUUACUUUCCUUGUGGGAUGUCCGGAGAGCCCGACUGACUUCACCAAGCUACCACAGACGCAUCCCAGCUCCAGUCUCCCCAUUUCCCGAGCCGCAGCGCUCGUUUGUGUCGACUGCCACCCAGACGACCGACAGUGAGUGGGAGUCUCCUGUAAAGACGGCUGAGAACCGCCGUCCCCCGACACCACCAAGCUCUCCAGAGAGCCGGUACACUCCGCCACCUAGGACUGAGACUGACCCCCCUCGACGGCCGACAUCCUCACUGCAGCCUCCACCGCAAUUUAACAAGACAAAAACCAUUCCUAUUAUCACUGGGCAACCUUCACUUUAA
Molecule: messenger RNA, 456 nt
Organism: Neodiprion virginianus
Lineage: Eukaryota; Metazoa; Arthropoda; Insecta; Hymenoptera; Diprionidae
Product: lysine-rich arabinogalactan protein 19-like
Exons: 1
Coding region: 1-456 (151 amino acids)
Source: RefSeq, a predicted model, not a curated record